UUAGUCGGUCUCGAAACCCCAAGCGCGUCACUUGCGUGUUGUUACGCUCGCCGGUUUUUAAAUAUUAUUAUUUUAAAAUAUAAUUAUUGUUUUUCAAUAAGUCGAUUUAUUAAUAUUAUAAUAUGACUUGACACUAUUUAAAUUAAUAAUUAAUAUUAACAAUUAAAUUAAUUUAAUUAUAAAAGUACAUCGUUCAAAACGGAGUUUAACUUUAGCGCCACUGGAUAAAUAUUUAAAAUUUACAUGAUUUGGAUAAAAGUGACAGAUGUGCAGUGUUUAGUUAUUGAUAUUUGACAUUAUUAAUAACUAUUUUUAUUAUUGCAACUAUUAUUAUCUUAAUAGUGUACGUAGUGUGUGUUCGACCCCCGUUAUAACUAUCAUGGAUACCACGUUGAUACGUUGUAAUACAGGAUAAAGGCAAUUUGAACGAGUUUAGGUGCCUCGAGAGAGAAAAUAAAAAAAAACACACAUAUAUACACAUAUACAUAUAUAUUAGUGAGUGAGAUUAUACUCAGUAUCAUCUCCAUUCUAUCGCAUACGACAGUUAUAAAUUUAAAUGUGAGUGAGGGAUAAAGUGAAAAAAAAAAAAACGCUGUGUGAUAAUUGUAAUUUUUUUAAAUUGACCGCCAUAAGUUAAAAAUAAUAAUUUUCCGCGCGUUGACGCGGAAUUGAAAACCGUAAAAACGGAUAAAAAGUAAAUUGUACAAUUAAAAAAAUAUAAAUAAAAAUGUUGAGGCAGUACCGAUUCGGAACAUGACAGUUCCGAUAUAAAUUGAGAGUAAAGAGAAUUUUGUUAAUUAUAAAUAAUUAUUACGAUAUAUUAAUAUAAAAAAUAAUAAUUAACAAUACAAAGAUCUCGUGCCUCGACUGUGAUAAUUUAUAAUUAUAUUUUAUUUAUUAAAAUAGUGCAAUUUGGAUGUAUACUUGUGGUGACGGUGCAAUAUCAAUUUAUAAAUAAUUAAAUUAAUUUUUAUUAUUAUUAUUAUUGAUUAUUAAUAAAAUAUAUUAUUAUUUAAAAUUGAUGUGCAGUGAAGUGAAGUGAUAAAUAUAUAACGGUGUAGAUAAUAUAAAUAUAUUAUUUUGAUAUUUAUUGAUUGAAUGUUAAAUGCAGUUUUGUGUUAAACCCCCAGGAAAUGGAAUUAAUUGUGAAAUUAUUUGAAAUAUGAGGAAUAUCUUUUGUGGAUUAUCUUGUUGCUCAAAUUAUUAUAAAAAUGAGUCUCAAGAUUUUAUUUUUACUUCUUCUCUUCGUCGUCAAUUCGAGAUGCAUCUGCGAUUCGGGAUACACAGGACAAAACUGCGAAAACGAAUACAUACCGUGUGAUCCAACACCGUGUGUAAAUGGUGGAUCAUGUCGCGAAUUAAAUGAACUUGAAUACGAAUGUCACUGUCCAGAGGGCUUCCGAGGUCAACAUUGUGAAGAAAACAUCGACGACUGCAUAGGAAAUCUUUGUCAAAACGGAGCAACAUGUGUGGACAGAGUUAAUGAGUACGCAUGUCUAUGUCCGCCGACAUUUACAGGACCACAGUGUGAAUCUGACGUUGACGAGUGCUCAGUACGUCCUUCGCUCUGUCGCAAUGGCGCGACCUGCACCAAUUCACAUGGAAGCUACUCGUGCAUUUGCGUUAACGGCUGGACCGGAUCUGACUGCAGCAUGAAUAUCGAUGAUUGUAACACCGCGGCUUGUUUCAACGGCGCCACUUGCAUUGAUCGUGUUGGCGGUUUUUACUGUCAAUGCACUGAAGGAAAGACUGGUUUACUAUGUCAUCUUGACGAUGCCUGUACGUCAAAUCCAUGUCACGAGGGUGCGGAAUGUAACACGAGUCCUAUAAACGGUUUCUAUACUUGUUCAUGUGCUAGCGGUUAUGAAGGAAUCGAUUGUUCGCAGGAUAAAGAUGAGUGUACGCAAGGUUCUCCUUGUGAGCACGAUGGAAUCUGCGUUAAUACACCAGGUUCUUUUGCUUGCAACUGUACCCAAGGAUUUACUGGACCAAGAUGUGAGACAAAUAUCAACGAAUGUGAGUCUCAUCCUUGUCAAAAUGACGGUUCCUGCCUCGACGAUCCCGGAACAUUUCGCUGUGUCUGCAUGCCAGGUUACACAGGAACACAAUGUGAGAUAGACAUCAAUGAAUGUGCAACAAAUCCAUGCUUGAACAACGGCAUAUGUACAGACCUGGUGAAUUCAUUCAAAUGUGACUGCGCUAAAGGAUUUGCUGGAUCGCAUUGUCAGAUAAACAUAGACGAUUGUGCGUCAGCGCCAUGUAAAAAUGGUGGCACAUGCCAAGACUCGAUAGCCAAAUAUACAUGUGAAUGUCCACCAGGAUUUACUGGUGCAUCUUGUGAAACGAAUAUCAAUGACUGCCAGUCGAAUCCAUGUCACAGCGGUACUUGUAUAGAUGGAGAGAAUUCCUUCACCUGUAGCUGCUUCCCUGGUUUCACUGGGAAAUUGUGUCAAACUCAGAUUGACGAGUGUGAGAGUAAUCCUUGUCAGUUUGGUGGUAGAUGUGAGGACAGAAUAAAUGGAUAUCAGUGCAUAUGUCGACCUGGUACUUCUGGUACUAAUUGUGAAAUAAAUGUCAAUGAAUGCUACAGCAAUCCUUGCAGAAAUGGCGCCAGAUGCAACGACGGUAUCAAUAGCAAUCGGAUGCCUGGUCUAGGAUGGUAUUCAUGUGAGUGCGAACCAGGAUUCACCGGACAGCACUGCGAAACAGACAUAAACGAGUGCUCUAGUAACCCAUGUGCCAACGGCGGUCGCUGCAUUGAUUUGAUAAACGGAUACCGGUGCGAAUGCCCCCGAGGUUAUUACGACGCGCGAUGUCUGAGCGACAUCGACGAGUGUGCAAGCAACCCGUGCGUCAACGGCGGGACCUGCGAGGACGGAGUGAAUCAGUUUAUUUGCCACUGCCUUCCAGGGUACGGUGGCAAGCGCUGCGAAGCGGACAUCGACGAGUGUGGAUCCAACCCCUGUCAGCACGGCGGCUCGUGCAUCGACCACUUGAACGACUACAGCUGCCAAUGUCUUCCCGGUUACGCAGGCAUCAACUGCGAGACAAACAUCGACGACUGCGCAGCGAAUCCUUGUCAAAACGGUGGUUCCUGCAUCGACCUCGUCAACGACUACAAGUGCGUCUGCGAGUUACCUCACACAGGCCGCAACUGCGAGGAAAAAUUGGACCCUUGUUCACCCAACAAGUGUCUUCACGGCGCAAAAUGUACUCCGUCAUCGAAUUUCUUGGACUUUGCUUGUACUUGUACCGUCGGAUACACAGGUCGUCUCUGCGACGAAGAUGUCGACGAGUGUGUAAUGACAUCCCCGUGUCGUAAUGGAGCGACAUGUCGCAACACAAAUGGCUCUUAUCACUGCGUUUGUGCAAAAGGUUACGAAGGACGUGACUGCAUAAUAAAUACCGAUGACUGCGCGUCAUUUCCUUGUCAAAACGGCGGUACUUGUUUAGAUGGAAUCGGUGAUUACACGUGUCUAUGCGUUGACGGUUUCAAUGGUAAGCAUUGUGAGCUAGAUGUCGAUGAAUGUCAAUCAUCACCCUGUCAAAAUGGUGCCAUUUGUAAUCAAUACGUUAAUUCGUACACUUGUCAAUGUCAAUUAGGAUUCUCUGGUAUUAAUUGUCAAACAAAUGAUGACGAUUGUACGAUAAGCAGUUGUAUGAAUAACGGAAAAUGUAUUGAUGGUAUUAAUAAUUACACAUGCGUUUGUCAGCCAGGUUACACAGGUUCAAAUUGUCAGUAUCGAAUAAACGAAUGUGACAGCUCACCUUGUCUUAACGGUGCUACUUGUUAUGAUGAUAUUAAUCAUCAUUACACAUGUCACUGUCCUUAUGGAUACACUGGACAACGUUGUGAUAUGUACGUUGACUGGUGCGCGGAUAAACCCUGCGAGAAUGGUGCAGCUUGUGUACAACAUAAAAAUAAAUAUCACUGUAAUUGUUCGCCAGGUUGGACAGGUAAAGUUUGUGAUGUUGAAAUGGUAUCUUGUAAAGACGCAGCAAUACGUAAAAAUGUACCCGAAGAAUAUUUAUGUAAUAAUGGUACGUGCGAAGAUAUUGGCAACAGUCAUCGGUGUCAUUGUCUUGAGGGUUAUACAGGAUCAUAUUGUCAAGAAGAAAUAAACGAAUGUGACUCAGCGCCUUGUCAAAAUGGUGCGACUUGUAAAGAUCUUGUUGGUUUGUAUCAGUGCCUGUGUACAAAAGGUUUUCAAGGACAAAAUUGUGAACUAAAUAUCGAUGAUUGUCGUAAUAAUCCUUGUUCUCAUGGUGGUAAAUGUCAUGAUUUGAUAAACAAUUUCAGUUGUUCAUGUCCACCAGGUACACUGGGUAUUCUUUGUGAAAUAAAUGUUGAUGAUUGUGUUGAAGGUGCUUGUCACAAUAACGGUACUUGUACUGAUAAAGUUGGUGGAUUCGAAUGUACAUGUCCUCCAGGUUUUGUCGGUCCACGUUGUGAAGGUGACAUAAAUGAGUGUCUUUCUAAUCCUUGUACCAAUCCAGGUACCCAAGAUUGCGUUCAACUGGUUAAUAAUUAUCACUGUAAUUGUAAGCCCGGUUACAUGGGACGUCAUUGUGAAGUUAAAGUUAACUUUUGUGACAGUUCUCCUUGUCAAAAUGGUGGUGUCUGUACAGCUAAGCAAGCCGGUCAUACUUGUCUAUGUCCAGCAGAUUAUUAUGGACAUAAUUGUGAAUUUGCUGGAUCAUACUGCGAUAAUAAACCUUGUUUACAUGGUGGUACUUGUCGUCCUGCUUCUACGGAAAUGGGUUACCGGUGCUACUGUCCGCCAGGAACUUCAGGUACUCAUUGUGAAAUAGACGCUAAAGACGAGUGUGAAAGUAAUCCUUGUCAACAACCCGACGCUUUGUGUGAAAAUCUUGUCGGUGAUUACGCUUGUUACUGUCCACCCAAGUGGACCGGCAAGAAUUGCGAGAUUUAUGACAACAAUAGUCGCGGUGGGAUCUUCGACAGACCCAAUUCCAUGAUACCCAAUAGGAAAAAUGCUUAUGAACUGGAUCUAGCUCGGGAAAAACAAAAGUGCAUGGAAAAUAGAUGUGACCAAAAAGCCGGAAAUGGACGUUGUGAUCAAGAAUGUAAUCGGUAUGCAUGUAAUUUUGAUGGCAAUGAUUGUUCACUUGGUAUUAAUCCAUGGCAUAAUUGUACGGCUCCAGUAAAGUGUUGGGAAGUAUUUAUGAACGGUGUUUGCGACGAAGUAUGUAAUAAUGCUCAAUGUUUAUUUGAUGGACGUGAUUGUGAGAAAAAAUUAGCCCCUUGUAAUCCAAUAUAUGACGCGUAUUGUCGGAAACAUUAUGCCAAUGGUUACUGUGAUUACGGAUGUAACAACGAGGAGUGUAAUUGGGACGGAUUGGAUUGUGAAAAUGAACCCGAAUCACUUGCCGAGGGUGUGAUAUCAAUAGUAGUACGUAUGGAUAUGAAGUCAUUUCUCGAUGAAUCGGUUGCAUUUUUACGUGAGAUAGGUCACCAAUUACGUACUACCUUGCGUAUUAAAUUAGACGAACUGGGCAAUCAAAUGAUUUAUCCAGUUAAUGAUAAUCGUGACUCAUCAAUACAGUCUUCGGUAUUCAGUAGACCGUCUGGAGGUUAUCCGGGAAAUAAAAAUGGUAUAAAAGUGCUAUUGGAAAUUGACAAUCGUAAAUGUACAACAACUGAGGGUAAGGUUUGUUUCUCGACAGCCAAUGAAGCUGCGGAAUAUCUGGCAGCGACUGCAUCCAAACAUUCGUUGCCAAACAGUUAUCCUAUUGAGUCAGUAACGGGACUUGUACAUCUUGAUCCAGAGUAUCCAGAUACCCCAACUAACUAUAAAUAUGUUUUUAUUGGUGUUGUUAUCGUUGUUUUGGGUGGAAUGUUCGUAGGAGUUCUGGUUACUGCACAGAAAAAACGUGCUGUUGGUAUAACUUGGUUCCCUGAAGGAUUUUUGCGGUCUAGUGCAGGCAGUGGCCAGCGUAGACGCAGUCGUAGACGUGGUCCAGAUGGCCAGGAAAUGCGUAAUCUCAACAAACAACCUUCUGUUAAUUGUAUGGACAUUGAUGUAGGAAAUGGUCGCGGACAGCGGUGGUCUGAUGAUGAAUCUGAUUUACCACCUUCUAAACGAAUGCGCGCAAUUGAACCUGGUUAUGCCAGUGACCACACUGCUAUCACUGAUUAUGAGGAAGCUGAGCCGCGUAUGUGGACACAACAGCAUUUGGAUGCCGCAGAAAUACGUCGUCCUGAUGCUAAUGGAGUACUGACACCACCGAGUCUUGAACACGGUCAAGAUAUUGACGCACGAGGACCCUGUGGUAUGACACCGCUGAUGGUCGCUGCUGUACGAGGCGGUGGACUGGAUACUGGUGAAGAAGACGAUGACAGUGACGGUACUGCUGCUGUUAUUGCUGAUUUGGUUGCUCAGGGCGCAGAUUUAAAUGCGACUACUGACAAAAGCGGCGAGACUUCAUUACAUUUGGCAGCACGUUACGCACGAGCUGACGCAGCAAAACGUUUGCUUGAUGCUGGCGCUGAUGCCAACUCACAAGACAACACAGGACGUACUCCAUUACACUCGGCAGUUGCUGCCGAUGCAAUGGGUGUCUUUCAAAUAUUGUUACGUAACCGAGCUACCAAUUUAAAUGCUCGUAUGCACGACGGUACCACUCCGUUGAUACUCGCAGCCCGUCUGGCUACUGAGGGAAUGGUCGAAGACUUGAUAAACGCCGAUGCGGACAUCAAUGCAGCUGACAAUAGUGGAAAAACUGCACUCCAUUGGGCAGCGGCUGUCAAUAAUGUCGACGCAGUUAAUAUUUUACUAGUACACGGUGCUAAUCGUGACGCUCAAGAUGACAAAGACGAGACACCGCUUUUCUUGGCUGCCCGGGAAGGAAGCUUUGAAGCCUGUAAAGCUCUACUAGACACAUUUGCCAAUCGCGAAAUUACUGACCACAUGGACAGGCUGCCACGUGAUGUCGCCAGUGAACGAUUGCAUCACGAUAUUGUGCGGCUACUUGAUGAACAUGUACCACGAUCACCACAAAUGGUUUCGGUUAUGCCCAAUGGACCUCUUAUGGGUUCACCAAAUCAUUCACAAUUAAUAACACCGCCAACAGUAAUUGGCUCGGCGCCAAAACAAUCAAAGGCAAAGAAACGUCCAAAAACAAAUGGACCUGGAAAUCCAACCUCACCAGAUUCCGAAGGCGCUGUUGUUGCAGCGGUUCGUAGAAAACCAUCAGUUAAAAAAUUAGCAGUAAAACGUGGUGCGCAACCACCAAAUCAAGAAAUUCCUCAGGGUGCUGAAGGGGCUGAAGGUAAUCUACCAAGUCCAUAUGACAGUGCCAGUCUUUAUAGUAAUGCACUGCCAUUAGUAAGUCACACAACGACAACAGCUAAACAACCACCUCCAUAUGAAGAUUGUAUCAAGGGACAAUCAAUGCAAACACUACAGCAAUUAGGUCUUGAUACAUUUACAACAACCUACGGUUUACCAAAUUUUCAUGACCAAUUAUUAGCACCUCAUCAACGUCAAACGCAGGGGAUGAUAAAUACUCUGUCACCGCCAUACAGUAAUCAAUCACCACCACAUUCAGUUCAAUCAAACAUGACAUUAUCGCCUCAGGCGAGUUACAUGGGCUCGCCAUCGCCGGCUAAAAGUCGGCCAUCACUGCCAACAUCUCCCACUCAUAUCGCCGCGAUGCGACAAGCGACGCAUCAAAAACACGGUGGUAUGCCGCCAGUAGGUUUUGACUUCGAGACACUGCCCUACGCCACCGGUCCAACUCAGAUGCAGCAGAUGCAGCAGACACAGCAGCAACAACAGCAGCAGCAGCAACAACAGCAGCAACAGCAGCAGCAACAACAACAACAGCAACAGCAGCAGCAGUACUAUCAGUACUUGACGCCGCCAUCGCAUCACUCGGGUGCUGAUGUGACCCCUCAGCACAUGAUGCAGACUCCCGAAAGCUUCCCCACCCCCUCUCCCGACAGUCCUGGUCACUGGUCAUCCAGCUCGCCGCACUCAACUAGCGACUGGAGUGAUUGCAUGGCCUCUCCCAAUGCCUACGCACCUGGUGCGCCUCAUCAGGGCAACAAAGGCUCCGAGGCAAUUUAUAUUUAAGCUAAUCCUUUAUUAUCAUUAUUAUCAUUAUCAACUUUUUUUUUAUAUAUAUUAAUUAUUAAGUCAAGUGUUAUUUAUACAUAUACAUAUAUACAUAUACAUAUACAUAUACAUAUAAAUAUAAAUAUAUAUAUUAUAGGUUUCUUAUACAAAUACAAAAUAUUAAUAAUUUUAUUUUUUAAGAUUGCGAAGACUUCUUUGAAGCAGAGACACUAAUUUUUUUUUUUUUAUUACUAUACGUUAUUUUAAAAUCGUGCCUCAUGAUAUGUAAGACGUGACAAUUUAUUUAAAAAAUAAAAUAUAAAAAGUUUUACGGAUAAGUUAUUGUAAUUUCCGUAGUAGGUGCGAUGUACGCUCAAUAAUUAAAUUUAAAAUAAAAUUUAAAAAAAUGUAAAGGUGCCUUCGACUUGCCAGAGUGUAGGUAAACCUUAUAAAUAAAUAAAUAAAUGAAUAAUUAUAUAAACAAAUGAUUUAAAUGUCAUUUGUUAUUGUAAAUAAAUUACAAUCACUAGAUAAAUGAUUAAGACAAUCGCGUUAGAAAAUACAGUAGAUUUUUUUUUUAUAUUAAUUAUUGUAAGGAUAUUUGAUAAAUAAAUAAGUUAUAUUAUUUAAUAGAUUAAAAAUAACACGAUUGUAUACAGUGAUGUCUCUCUAUAAUAUUAACGAAUCGUCACUGCCAAUUUUUUUUAUAAAACAAACUUGCAGGCGGGACCAAUGGACAAUAACUUUUACUCAACUGAAUUUAAAUUAACAAUAAAAUUACAUGAACAAUAAAACAAUUAUUAAAUAUUAAUAUUUAAAAAAAUGAAACAAUUGUGCCUUUAAUUAUACAUAUAUUUUUCAGCCCAAAAUAAAAUAUUUUUUACGGGUAUAAAUCAAUAAACGUGUUAAUCAUUAAGGCAAUCGAAGUAUCCCCCACUUUCUAAACAUGUUCCAUAAUUUUCAAAAGUCAUAACCGUAUUAAAAUUUUAUGAUUAAUUAAUUGAAAAAAAAGAGCAUACUGUAAAAAAUUGGGAGUCGAUUUGGAAUGCUUACAGAUUUUAUAUAAAUCCCGGAGUAAAAAAAAUCAGUCUGUAUACGGAGUGAAUAAGGAGUUUUCCAGCGGAGUGAUCUGGAUUUUAUUUGAAUCCGCAUUUACACCAAUUCGGAGUUUCAAUAUUAAAAUAAACUUCCCUUCGAAGUGAAUUUCACACAGAUUUAAUCGCAAAUUUUUUACAGUGCAUUCAUUAAAAAAAAUACAACGUAAUAAAAAUUCCGUAAAGACAGACUUUUUUAAAAAUUUAUUUACCUGUCUAUCAAAAUUUGUUAAAUAAAUUUUGGUAAUACAAAAUUUUAAAUUUCAAAUUAUAAUUUUGACAAAAAAUGUACUGGAAGUUAUUUAACAAAUUUAGUGAAGGUAAAUCAGGGACUGAACUCAACUUACGUAACGCGUGUAGAAUCGUUUUUUGACUUCACCCUUUUUUUGUAACAGAUCUUAUCUUAUUCUCCCCUCCCUGUAAUUUUUUUUAUUCUUAAAAAUUUCAAAUAAAAAUUUUUCAAUCACUUUUGUAAUUAUUAGCUAAUAGACAGCUAUAAUUAAAAUUACUCAUAAUUAAAAUGAAUUAUAUUUGGCUACAAAUUAAUUCUGUCCUGCCAAAUUUAACUAAAAUUUUUUUUUAAUUAAUUAUCAUCUUUCAAUAUUUACUUUAAUAAAUUUCUUGCUCUCUAUUAUCCUUAAAUUUUGUAAUUUAAAUUCGGUUUCCAUUUUAAAACUGUAAUUUUUUUUUUUUAAAUCUAUAUCCUUGAAUAAUAAAUAUGUUGCCCUUUUUUCAGAAAUUGCUUCGACUUUUUUUAAUGAAUUAAUCAAAUUUUAAUACGGUUACAACAAUUGAAGGUGAUUGGAAAAAUUUUGAAAAGUCUAAAGGGAUUUGAAAAUAUUCUUAACAACGAAUGAUUGCAAUGCGUUAGACUUAUACAAAAAAAUUGUAAUAUUUUUGGGUGUGAGGACCAGAGUCCAGUGAAAAUCUUAUUAGAUAAUCAAAGGACGUGGGAUUAAACCCGUCAUGCCGAACUGUUAAUCCAGUGCUAAGCAAUUUAAUAUGUAUAUGUAAGAUAAUAAAAAAGUAACAAUAAUACAUAAUAAUAAGUAAUUUAAAUAAUUAAAACAGGAUUUAAUGAGAAUUUUUCUAUACAACAGACAAAUUAUUCCAUACAGACAUUCCAAUUCGUUAUUUUUAUUCGCUUAAUUUUUUUUUUUACUGUCCAAAGCUUGUAAUUUAAGUCCAUUGAUUUUAGCUAUGGAUUAUAUUUAUUUAUUUACUAUAAAUAAAUAAAUAAAAAUCCAUUUUACUAAUUAGAUUUAUUAAUAAUAUUAUUUCUUUUCUUUGUUGAUAAUUAAUAUAAGUGUCGUUAUUUUAAAAUUCUCAUUAACUCGUCUGUUAAAAGCCAAAAGUUUAUAUAUUACCGACAAAUAAACUUUAAUGGCUAUAAAUAAAAAAGACAAUUAAGAACAAUAAUAAUAAUAAAAACAACAACACCAUAAUUUAAUUAUAAAUUACAAAUCCUAUGGUGUUUUUUUUUUCUUUAAUAAUUUUCUUAGAUUGUUGCGAGAGAAAAGAUUUUAUUGCCAAUAAGUCAUAAUUUAAAUAAAUAAUUAUUAUUAUUUCGACUUACGUUGUGUGUUUGCAAUACUAGUGAUCAAAAAUAAUAAAAAAAAGUUUUUUUUUUUUAAUUUUUUUCGUUAAAAAAUUUUUUUUUCAUCUUCUAUACAUAAAUUUGUAUAUAAUUAUUAUUAUUAUUAUUUUUUUUUUAUGUAAUUUAAUUCAUACACACACGUUGCUAUUUAUUAUCUUUUCUCUCGAUUUUUGUACAAACUGUUUUUACAUAUUUUUUUAUAUCAAUUAUAAAUAAAUAUAUAAUUAAUUAAUUAUUAUUGUAUUAGUUUAUAAAUAAAUGAAUUAAGUGAUUAUGUGAGCAAAUAUAAUUGCUAUUUGAUUUAAUAAAAAUUGUUUAAGAUAAUACAGUAAUAAUGUUUCAUUACAAUAGUAUAAUUAAAUAAUUAUGUUCAAUUAAUUCAUUAAUUAAUGAUAAUAAUAAUAAUUAUUAUUAUUAUGAAUGUUUUUUUAUAUAUAUCUAUAUAUAAAUUGUAAAGUGUGAUUUUUUGUUGCAUUAAGAAUAAAUAUAAAUAAUUAAAUGAAAAUAAAACGUAAUAACGAGGGAAUAAUGUUCUUGAUGCAAUAUUUUAUUACACAGUGAUGCGAUCGAGACGUUAAUUAUUCAUUUUAUUAUAAAUGUCGACCAAACUUGAGUAAUUCUUUAAUUACAUAUUUAGAAAAAAUAAUUUUUUUGCAUGGACUUUUUGUUUAUCAUUUCAAUAUUUUGUAGUUUUUUUUUUUACACCCAAGUAGAAAAGUUUUAUAUUUUUUUAUGCAGAGAAUUUACUUCGCGGGUAAAAAAAAAAGGUUUGAAAAUUUAAUGUAUGAGGGAUUUUUUAAUUUAAGAUCAUCGGGAAGUUUUUUUGAAAAAUUUAAAACAAGAAACUAAAGUUGGAAAUUUCGUCUUGAACUUUUUUCAUGCUUACAAAAAGUUAACAGUACUUUUAUAAAAAAAAAAAUUGCAAAAAUUAUCCGAAGGAAUUUUCAAAUUUGAGACCUUUUAAAAUUUUUAAAGUUGAAUUCUUUUUUAGUUUUUAAAAAUUAGGAACUAGAAAUUACUUCGCUUGAAUUUUUUUCGGAACGUGUUUUCAAAAUUAUUUUUUGAACUUUUGUUUUUUUAUAAACAGUUGAAUUAAAAAAAAAUUUUGAAUUAUUUCUGAACUUUAGUAAUUUUUUUGUAAAAAAUUUAAAUUUAAAAUUGUCCGGUCGUUAUUGUUUUCGAAUUUUGUACAAACUAAAAAUAUUAAAAUAAAAUUCUUGAAAAAAAUAAUUAAGAAAAUAUCAAAUACAUUUAUAAAAUUUCUGAACUAUUUUAAGUUUCUAGUUUAAAAUUUUAAAAAGUUCCCAAUUUUCUCAAAUUCAAAAAUUCUACAAAGUAAAUUUUCAUAAUUUUUCUUUAACACAAAUUAGGAGAAUUAGGAGAAAAAAUGGAAAAAUGACAUCGUUUUGUAGUAAAGAAAAAAAAAAAAUGUUUUAUUAUAAAAAAAUGUCAGAUAUUUGAUAUAAUUUAUAAAAUUUAUUUACUUGGGUAUAAAAAUUAAUUUUAAAUAUAAAGACUGCGUAUGUCAAAAGCAACGAUAACAAUAAUGAUAAUUUGAGGCCUUAUAAUCUCAAGUAUAUAUAAAAUAUAUGAAAAUGUAUGUUUGUAUUUUUGUAAUAAAAAAAAAAACAGUAGAUUUAAAAAUUGUAAUAAAAAGAUAAAGAGUUAAAAAUGAAAAUAUAUAUAUU
Messenger RNA from Microplitis mediator, 12460 nucleotides. It is a transcript of the gene N, whose product is annotated as neurogenic locus Notch protein. Gene Ontology annotation, biological process: Notch signaling pathway; cell differentiation; regulation of developmental process. The coding region runs from base 1212 to 8099 and encodes 2295 amino acids. Gene Ontology annotation, molecular function: Notch binding; calcium ion binding. The record is from RefSeq and is a predicted model, not a curated record. NCBI's taxonomy places the organism in Eukaryota, Metazoa, Arthropoda, Insecta, Hymenoptera, Braconidae. The transcript has 9 exons. Gene Ontology annotation, cellular component: plasma membrane; protein-containing complex.